Messenger RNA from Sycon ciliatum, 5538 nucleotides. RefSeq lists its product as uncharacterized. The transcript is spliced from 2 exons. NCBI's taxonomy places the organism in Eukaryota, Metazoa, Porifera, Calcarea, Leucosolenida, Sycettidae. Bases 1 to 5538 code for a protein of 1845 amino acids. The record is from RefSeq and is a predicted model, not a curated record. Gene Ontology annotation, molecular function: zinc ion binding; nucleic acid binding.
AUGGAUCUUGAGGAGUGCAAGAAAGCGAAGGCCAAGGCCAAGUUCCAUGUCACACGAAAUCGAAACUUGUUGCUCAGCAGGAUCUACGAAGAGGAUGCGACCUCGAAAGAGAUCAAGAGGUUGUUGGAUGACGUGACUGAGAGUGUUCACAACGCUGUGGAUGUGUGUCUAAAACUGGUAACGCGGUACGCAGAAUUAGGACUACCCACAGAAAAAGUGCACGAGGAGAUAGAGGUCAUCAACGUCGACUACAGCGAUGCUGUCAGCAAGACCAGCGACGUGCUGGCAGAAAUCAGCAAGAGGCCAAGUCGAGCCAGAACGGGUGAAAGUUCGCCAGCUUCCAUCACCAGAGCCAAGAACAUAAGAUUAGUAAAGGCAAUGUUGACGCAGAGCUUGGAGAAUCCCAGAGCAAGUGGGAGGAUGUUGACACCGCCACACUCUCCUAGCAAGGCCCUUGAGGAAAAACAGAACAUGUGUGCUGAGAAGAGUCUCAGUCGUUUUGGGAAUGUGUCUGCAUCCAGUGUCAGCCAGAGUGCGACUGUUGAGAGGACUACCCAGCCGCCUGCCGUUUCCUCGGGAGCACCUCUGGGAGCAAAUGCAUCGGCACUCCCCCUGGGAACUCCAAGUGGUGACCAUCGUGAUAGACAGGACGAACCGCCUGGGGCUGACAUGGCAAGCUUCAGUGACAGCCAGCCAAUUGUGUCGUCGUCAAGUGCAACCAUGGCAACCAAUGUGAGUACAGACAAGUCACGCACAAUCAAGGUGUCCUUUCCGGUCUCUUUGUCGUCUGUACCUACGUUACCGUUUACGGCGGAGCUCUUGUCAAAAGUUCACCCGGUUGCCAUGGCAACCGCCGAAACCAUGGCAACACCGCUGAACAUUGGUCAUCAGUCUGCAGGGAGUAACCAGGCAAGUGGCAUUGCUCAGUCUGGCGUGCAGCAGGCACCGGUAUCUACGUCGGCAGCUUCGGCAAGAAACGGAAUCACUGCCCCUAACCGUAGUUCAAGUGGGGUCAGUGUACCACCCAGAGCAUUGUCGGCCACGACCAUACUCGUACAGUCAGGCCAGACGCAACCAACUCGUGCAGUGCAGCCUCCUCGUGGGAUGCAACCAACUCCAGCUGUGCAGCCUCGUGCAGUUGCAAGUCAUACUCUCUCGGCUUCUACACCUGCAUUUGUGCCGGGAUCAGGAAAUUUGUACGUUCCACCGCCAACCCAUUCUGGACAUCCAUUCUCAUUUGGAACACCACCGGGUUUCUUGUCGGCACCCGACUUCCCGACGCACGUCUUGCCGAAUCAGUCUGGAAUAAUGUCUACCCCACCAGCGACCCAACCGGUCAUGCAACAAAUACCAGUUGGUCAGCCAGGUCACGCAUCAAACCGUGAAGAUUAUGGUCUUGUGCAGCCGAGCAGUCUUCCAGUUGCCAUGACAUCGCCGAGUGGUCUACCAGUGCAAGCGAGUAGUUCUGGUAGAAUCGAAUUGUACCGACAUUUAGAGAAAGUGUCAAUUCCAACGUUCAAGGGCGACAAGCGGCAAUAUGAGACGUGGAAGGCGGCGUUUGAGAUGUGCAUUGGCUGCGCUAACAUUCCGGAUGGGCUGAAGUUAUUGCAGCUCCGGAAAUACCUCGCGGGCGAUGCACUACGGUCUAUCGACACUCUUGGCUACUCGGCCGAGGCGUAUGAGGCAGCACGACGUAGGCUGGAACACAAGUUCGGUGGUCAGCGACGUCUAGUUGCAGUGCAUCUAGAAGCCCUUGAGAAGUUCCCAGCGAUGAGAUCUGCAAACGCCCAGGAGUUGGAGCGUUUUGCGGAGCUACUCGAUGUCGCUGUGGUGAAUUUGAAGGCGAGUGGUCAGACACAGGAGUUGGCUAACGGGACAUUUUAUGUCCGGCUAACACAGAAGCUGGGGGUGUCUCUUCUGCUGAGCUACCAGAAGUGGAUACACCAGACAAGCACCUCUGAAUCUGUCGAAGCGCUUCUGCAAUGGGUGGAGCUGGAAAGCGAGUUCCAAGUACGAGCCCAGGAGACGAUCCAAGGUAUCUCCACGGCAACUCCAGUAGGGUCCACUCAAACAGCAAAGAGUCACCCGCUGAAGGGCCAGGCCAGUCAUGGUGGAGUGAAGCAUCAGGCAUUCUUCGCUGACAAGCCCAAGAAGGCCCAGAGCAGCAGCAGUUGCCCGAUCUGCACGAAGAUCCAUCCCGUUUGGAAAUGCCUAGAGUAUCGGAAGCUGUCAAUUGCAGAGCGUUGGCAGAAGGCCCGGACGCUCAAGCUUUGCUACCGUUGCCUCAACUCUGGUCAUUUGGGAAAUAACUGUCCCAGGUCGCAGCCCUGUGGUGCAGAUGGUUGUACAGAGACCCACAACGCGUUGCUGCACGGAAAGUCUAGUACUACUACAGACUCGAAUGGAGCCUCACAGAAGCCAGUGCUCCAGUCUAGCGCCUCCAGGGAGGGGGGUGACACCAGUUCCAUGGCCACACAUAUGAGUAGUGUCGGCGUUAGAGCUGUCGCACUGCGAACCGUUCCCGUCAUACUUCGCCACGGCGACAAGAAUGUCACGGUCAACGCGCUGCUGGACGACGGCAGCACGCAGUCUUACCUUAAUUGCGACGUUGCGGCACAGCUAGAGCUUAGCGCUCCCACACAAGAAGUGUCAGUGAGCACGCUGAACGGCCGCAUCGAGACCCUAGAGACCAUGCCAGUCGACUGCCACAUCGAGAGUCUGGAUGGCAGAUUUAUCACACAGUUCUCUGCUCUGACGGCCAAGAAUGUCACCGGUAACCUUACACCUCAUGAUUGGUCGGUAGAUCAGACACGGUAUCCGCACCUCAACGGCAUUGAGUUUCCGCAAUGCCAGAAGAAGCGAGUAGAGGCGCUGAUCGGCCUUGACCACGCUAGUCUCCACAGGUGCAUGGAGGAAGUCUAUGGUGAGGCUCAUGAGCCAUUCGCACGCAGAACGCCACUCGGGUGGACAUGCGUUGGCAGGACCACCAGACCGCAACAGACGACAAAUUUCACCCGCACGUACUUCGGAAAGGACGUCGACCUGAAUGCACUGGUGAGAAGGAUGUGGGAGGUGGAGGAACUUUCCCAGUCGUACGAAUUCUGUGCAGAUGAUCAAGCCGUUUUUGAUCAGACGGUCCAGUCGAUGACCUACAAGAACGGAAGAUACCAGGUUUCGGAGCCGUGGAUCAAGAGACCACCUCCGGACAACUACAGUCGAGAAACUGCAAUGAAGCGGCUCAUCGCAGCAGAGAGACGCCUGGCGAAGGAGCCAGACAUCGCUGAGGAAUACCGAACCGUGAUUCGCCGUCACUUAGAACAAGGGUAUAUCAGCAAGAUCAGCAACGCAAGUGAUGGCGACGGCUGGUAUCUGCCGCACUUUGCUGUUGUACGGCCUGGGGCUACAUCCACAAAGGUGCGUGUGGUCUUUGAUGCAGCAGCAAAGACGAAAGGCAAGUGUCUGAAUGACUACAUCAGCACUGGGCCCAAACUACAACGGGACCUCACCGACGUUCUCCUGCGGUUUCGGCGACACCCAAACGCACUGGUAGCCGACGUGGCAGAGAUGUAUCUACAAAUCGAGUUGGAAGAGGAUGACCGACAGUUCCAUCGAUUUCUUUGGCGAGAAGAUACGGAGGACCAACCGGCCGUUUACCAGUACAAUAGAGUGGUGUUCGGGAUCAAUGCAUCUCCAUUCUUAGCUCAACUGGUCUCGCAAGAGCAUGCGCGGCGGAACCAGGAGGAGUUUCCUAUGGCAGCAGAAACCGUGUUGAAGUCCACGUACAUGGACGAUUCAAUGGACUCGACAAAGUCAACAGAGCUAGCGAUUCAGCUGUACCACGAGCUUACGGCGCUGUGGGGUCUCGCUGGAAUGCAUGUGCGAAAAUGGAUUUCCAACAAUGUUGAGGUGCUCGCCGAAGUCCCCGAGGAGGACCGAGCCAAGGAAGUGGACCUCGCUAAUGGAAUCCUGCCGACGACCAAGACUCUCGGAGUUAAGUGGCGAGCAGAGGAAGACGAGUUCCUGAUUCAUGUCAAGCCGCCAUCAGACAUUGUCACCAAGAGAGCGUUCUUGAAGAACCUAGCCACAUUGUUUGAUCCGAUCGGAUUCGUACUGCCAUUCACCAUAGUUGGUCGGAUGUUGUUCCAGAAGAUGUGGCUAGCAGGUGCUGACUGGGACGACUCUCUGCCGCCAGAGCUAGGCGCAGAGGCGCAAAAGUGGUGUGCCGACAUGGAUGCACUCCAGGAUGUCCGAGUUCACCGGUGUCUUCAACGCGAUGAGGAGGUGGUGGAGACUCAGCUACAUGUAUUCUGCGAUGCCUCGCAAGAUGCAUAUGGAGCAGUCGCUUAUCUCUGUCAUGUGUACCAGGAUGGUACGAGGUCCAGUCGAUUCGUCAUGGCUCGAGCCAAAGUGGCACCGUUAUCAGCUGUUAGCAUCCCCCGACUCGAGCUAAUGGGAGCAGUCAUCGGAUGUCGUCUUGGUGUGUCCGUAGCCAAGACACUCGCCAUCGCAAUGGAGAAUGUCGUGUUCUGGAGUGACAGCAUGGAUGUCCUGUGGUGGAUAAGGAACAGCAGCCGGGUCUUCAAGCCAUUCGUGGCCAACCGCGUCGGUGAGAUCCAGGCUUCUUCCUCGCCUAGUCAGUGGUUCUACGUUCCGACGGCGGUGAAUCCAGCUGACAUCCUGUCACGAGGAACAUCAAGCGCUACUAUCGCGAUGAAUGUGCUGUGGUGGAACGGUCCGUCAUAUCUCGUUCAGAGCAUCGAAGAACGGCCACAGCAGCCCGAGGGAUUCAACGUUCCAGCUGCACCAGAGGUCCGCACGAAAGCCAAACCACCCGAAGAAGCCACGCAGAGACAGUAUGGUCAGCUGACGGUCGAGGAAGUCGAAGACACUCUCCAGGCCGUUAUUCGGUCAAGCCAGAAGGACGCCUUUGCUGAAUAUUCGUCACUGCAGAAGGGCAAACCAUUACCGGCAACCAGUCCACUGAGCAGCCUGACCCCGUUCUUGGAUGAAGUUGGUGUGAUGAGAAUGACAGGACGGCUCCAAGAGGCACAGUAUCUCAGUCAAGACGCCAAGCACCCGAUCAUCUUGCCGCGGUCUUGCUGGAUAACACAGCUAGUGAUCAGAGACCAGCAUGAGGCAGACCAUCACGUCGCAGGUACAGCUCACACUAUGGCAGUCCUCAUGAGGAAACAUUGGAUCGUGGCGAUUCGAGAAGCCAUCCGGGAGUACGAACGUUCCUGUGUGAAAUGUCAAUUUCGUAAAGCACAACCAGCCACGCAGAUCAUGGCACCAUUGCCCAAGAUCCGGUUGAAGGAGCCUCUCCACGCUUUCAGUCGCGUGGCCGUAGACUUUGCUGGACCAUUCGCAACAGUACAGGGUCGAGGGCAACGACGAGCUAAGCGGUACUUGUGCGUCUUCACCUGCUGUCUUUGUCGUGCUGUGCAUCUGGAAAUGGCCACAGGUUUGGAUACCGACAGCUUUCUGAACGCCUUUCAACGAAUGUGCAACCGCCGUGGUGUUCCUGCUGAAGUGCUCUAG